This is a messenger RNA of Zerene cesonia (dogface butterfly), 477 nucleotides long. RefSeq names its product 28S ribosomal protein S21, mitochondrial (gene mRpS21). Gene Ontology annotation, molecular function: structural constituent of ribosome. The record is from RefSeq and is a predicted model, not a curated record. Gene Ontology annotation, biological process: translation. Bases 117 to 407 code for a protein of 96 amino acids. The transcript has 2 exons. Gene Ontology annotation, cellular component: ribosome. NCBI's taxonomy places the organism in Eukaryota, Metazoa, Arthropoda, Insecta, Lepidoptera, Pieridae.
AUUUACAUCUCGGCCUGACAGUGACGUAAGAGUGACAGAAGUUAGACAUCACGGAAUUAUUAAAAAAUAACCUAAUUUUGUUGAAAAAAACUAAACAAAUACAAUUUAUUUAAAAAAUGCGAUUAACAUUGAAACUGUUAGGCAACCAUCAUCCAUCUUUCAUAGCUCGUACAGUAUUCGUUAAAAACAACGAUGUGGAUAGCGCUUGCAGGCUCCUGAACAGAAUUUUGGGUAAAGAAGGAAUUCUGGAGCAAUACAGACUUACGAGAUAUUAUGAGAAACCUUUUCAGGUCAGGCGAAGAGUAAACCAUGAAAGGUGUAAAGCCAUAUACAAUGAGGACAUGGCUAGGAAAAUCGAGUUUGUACUCCGAAAGAACAGACACGAGCCAUUUCCAGGAUGUCAUUAACUCUUUAUCUUGGUCUUAGCUGUAGUUAGAAUUAAAAAUGUUUAUAAUAAAUUGCUAAUUUAACACAGUU